UACUUGGUUUUUUCUUCUUCCUUGCACGGCUACUGCUGCUGCUUCUUCUUCUUCUUCUUCUUUCCUUACAAAUUGGAAGAAGUAGUUCAAUCAAUCAUUAAACUUCAGUAUACAGUCUCUGUUUUUGUCUCUCUGUUGAAAUCAGUCUAUUGCAAAAUCAUUAAAAGAAACGCUGAUAUGGAAUCUCUAUCGCCCGUUUCUACAUCAAUCGUGAUUCAACCGAAGAAUCCACUAUUCCAUUUCCAACGACAACGGCAGACCAGAAUCUUUCACUCAUUAUCUUUUCCGAGAAAAAACACCAACUUUUUCACUACCAGAAGAACCAGAGAUACUUGUUCAUUUGCGGUAUCUGGUAAUAAUAACAGUGGUGGAGGAUCUGAAGAAAAAGAAGAAGAAGAAGACCUGGAGACGGCACUUCAUUUGGAUGGAAGUAUCCCAAGUACUUCUGAUGAAUUUGUAAAGCAGGUUUCUUCCCGUGCUUAUGAUAUGCGGAGACGUCUUCAUCAAACCUUUGAUACCAGCAGUUAUGAUGUAUUAGAGGCAAACCCAUGGCGAGGAGCUUCGAAACCUGUUUAUGUACUUACUCAGAGGGAGAACCAGUUGUGUACAAUGAAAACUCGAACAAAUCGCAGCGAAGUUGAAAAGGAGCUUGGGUUAUUGUUCUCCAAACAAGGGAAGAGUCGAACUGAAAAUAAGACAAAGCAGUCAAGAAAUGGCACAAAUUUCCGCAUGGUAGUUGAGGAUGUUCGGGAAGGAGUACUUGUGUUUGAAGAUGAGAAUGAUGCUGCAAAGUACUGUGACUUACUACAAGGCGGAGGCCAAGGAUGUGAAGAUGUUGUAGAGAUUGAUGCAUCCUCGGUGUUUGAUAUUUGCCAAAAGAUGAGAGCCCUUGCAGUCCUUUUUCACCGUGGAAGAACACCUCCAUUACCAGAGAGCCUUCAACUCAAUUUAAAGGCCAAGAAACGAUCCCUUGAAGAUCAAGAGGACUUGAUAUGAUCACAGAUCACAGCAUAACUGUAUAAUGUGUAUAUUGUUUAUGUAUAUAGUAACUCCACUGCAGAUCUGCUAUCAUAAAGCUGAUUAAAGAAAUUACUUCCCACUCUGAUGAAAAUGUACUGUAUAAAAUGUAUCCAUUCUCUUGUCUGUUAAUAUAACAAGGCUCCCUGCCUUUUCAUUUGUACUGUUAAUAAAUUGGUAUUCUUACCAUAAUUAAGACUGGUGCAUAGCAGAU
Messenger RNA from Papaver somniferum (opium poppy), 1231 nucleotides. RefSeq lists its product as uncharacterized. The record is from RefSeq and is a predicted model, not a curated record. The coding region runs from base 178 to 996 and encodes 272 amino acids. The transcript has 5 exons. Lineage: Eukaryota; Viridiplantae; Streptophyta; Magnoliopsida; Ranunculales; Papaveraceae.